CCCCGGCCAAGAAACCCUGUAAGGUGUAAGGUCUAUUCAUAUACCUCGUCGGUGCUACUAGAAAGAUAUCUUGACAAUUGACGAUUAUUGGGCAGUGAAUAUAGAAUUUCAUAUAAAAGUAUAUAGUAUUUGGGGGGCGUUAAGUUCAUGUACUUUUCAUUUCCGGAGUUCUGUUACAAUUACCUUUAUUUUCUACAAAUGCAAUCCAUCAGAAGUUGUCGGGAAUUUCUAAUUCAUUGACAUUUGUUUGGAGGUGCUAAUAUGUGUGCAUUCCCUAUUAGAAAAUAUCGUGCCUCAACAGAUAUAACAAUAAGUAAUUUUUAAUGACUACUAUAGAAAAUUGCCAUAACAUAUUGAAGACAGAAAGAAUGGAGAACGUUAUGGAGGGUGUUAAUGGACAGUUACAAAUGAAAUAUCAAAAAAUUGCUACAGAAUAUUCAAAAAUUCGUGCUCAAGCAAACGUUUUAAAGAGAGCUGUGAUUGAUGAACAAGCACGUAAUGCUGAUAUUCGAGAACAACUGAAAGAGAAGGAGGUAGAGCUUCGCAGAGCAGAACAGGAAUUAGACAGUUUAUCAUUUCGAAAUCAACAAUUAACUAAACGUAUAACUGUAUUGCAAGAAGAGCUUGAUAAAACACAAAAUAAACCUAAGAAAGGAAAGAACAAAUUAGCAGAAAAUAAUAGCCAAGUAUUGGCAUCUCCAAACCAUAUCUUGGAUGAAGAAUUUCAAAAAAAGAUAGUCGAAAAUGCGCAAUUAUUGUCACAAAUCAGUGACAAAGAUAGCGAAAUUGAAACUUUAAUUGAAAGGAUACAACAGCUAGAAUCUAAAUUAGAUUAUUGUGAAAAAUCUAAAAUCGAAUUAGAGUGUCAAUAUCAGAAUACUAUAGACAAACUAGAAAGAGAAAGAAAUGAUAUGCAAAAGAAGUUAAAUGAUAACCAAAAGCAAGAGGAAAGUACAUCAUGGUCUAGUAAUGAAGGUAAAAGGGAUGGAUAUGAAUCUGACAAUAGAAUAGGACACUCCAAUUUUCCAGAGGUAGAACCGUCACCAUUUUCAUCCCCAUCUGCAUCACGUAGAUCAUUAAAGUCUAUUAGUGAGGGUCAGUCUAAGGUACAAGAAGAAAAUAACGAUUUUUAUUUUUCAAAAUCAUGCGACUUGGAGAAAGAAAUUAACCAUUGGAAAGCACAAUAUCAUAUAUUUAAAAUAAAAUAUGAUGAAAUACAGCAAAGAGAGUCCAUAAAUAAUAGGCAGAUUGAACAUGAAUCUUUGCAACCUGUAGAAAUAAAUAAUAUGAUUGGAAAACUAACAGUACCUUUUGCAAUACCAGAAGAAAUUGAAGCUAGGGAAGCAAAAAUCAGAGAAUAUUUCCUGCAAGAGAUUGACAAGUUGAUAUCAGAAAAACAUAUUUACCAUGUGAAAAAUUUAGCUAUGGCUGCUAAUAACGAAGUUCUACAAGCUCAUUUAGAUACGAGUGAAUCAAAAAGAGAAAAAUGUGAGUCAGCUCUUACAGAAGCACUUUCAAAUUGCAAUAUUUUACAAAAAGAUAAAGAAAUACAAGAAGGAAAUUAUAAAGCACAGCUCAGUACUAUGAGCGAACAUCUUGCUAAUAUGAAUGAAAAACUUAUAUCGCAAACAGAGGAAAUACAACAAUUAAAAUUUCAACUUGUAAAUAAGAACAAUAAAAAGGGAAAACAAAAGUGAUACAAAUCAGAUUAUAAGUUAACAAUUAUUAACAUUCCAACAACAUGAAUUAUUAGUAAUUUUAGUUUUGUGUACAUAUGCAACUUACCUGAUAAACAGUAAUUAUUUUUCACUACACUUUAACUGUGUCAUUAAAUUUUCAAAAUCAAUAUUAUUAUCAAUAAUAAUUGAUAAUAACACUGAAAUCUAUUAUUUAUAAAAUAAAUAAAAAUUAUUAUUGACGUUAAAUUUAUGAAUAUUUACAACGAAAAUUGCAAAUUAUGUAGAAUACAUGAUAUUGUCACUGAUGUGUCCAGAAUCAGCUUGAACAAAUUUUUGUUUCAUAAGUUCAAUUAAAAUUUCUCUUUGUAUUUCAUUUAAUAUGAAAUAAAUUAAAACAUCUGAUAUUCUUGAGUAUUAAAUAUAUAAUAUAUAAAUAAAAUAAUUAAACAGACUGAAAAUUUUACUUUUUUGGUGAAAAUCUUAAACUCCCGUUUUAACAAAAUAAUAGUAAAUUAUUAUUAUUCCUUUUCUUUAUAUCAAUAUUAGCACUUUUUUGCAUGCCUAGGCAUAAAACAAUUGGCGGAUAUGGAAGUUUCAUCCCUACGAGCAACGAUUCUGUCAUGAGGCAUACUGUACACACAUAACAUAAAAAAUAUCUAAACAAUUAUAA
Molecule: messenger RNA, 2349 nt
Organism: Frieseomelitta varia
Lineage: Eukaryota; Metazoa; Arthropoda; Insecta; Hymenoptera; Apidae
Product: spindle pole body component 110
Exons: 5
Coding region: 324-1697 (457 amino acids)
Cellular component (GO): membrane; early endosome
Source: RefSeq, a predicted model, not a curated record